AUGUACGCGGGUGAUGAUCAUAACGACCAUGGCCUUCCGGCGUGGAGUGAGGUUCGAUGGAACCUCCUAGCCCGGCCAUUCAAGGAGGAGCGGUUCACUCGGGUAUGGUUCAUCCUGGAAGUAGCCUUAUCCCAAGUUGACCCUGUCAUUAUCCGCGGACGUCAACAAUAUGGAUGGGAUCGUUUUGCGUGGGAUCCAAAAUGUCGAUUUGAUCUCCACAUCCAUAAAGUUCCAUACCUGCCUGCCGACGACAAAAUCUACGGCCUUACGGGCCUGGCGGCCGAGGCCCGGGAUCCGCAAAGUAUACCACCCGAGCUGCGGGUCGAUUACAGCCUGACAGUUGCCCAGGUGUAUAAAAGUCAGCCCCAUUUUUACUCCGAAAAUCAAAGACACUUUCCGUGUGUUACUCGCGCGAACGGCGUGGAAGGAGAUAUUGACCGCGCUCGGUGGAUGCGAAAUUUCAAGGGACUCCCUUCUUGGGUACCAAACGAGGGCGACUCCAACAACAUUGGCAGAGAAUCUUGUCACUCUAAUAUUACAAGCCCUGUGAGACUGGGUUUUACUGAGAAUUUUGAUGUCGCGGGUUGGGUGUCUCCUGUGGUCGCUAAGCAGACAGAUGCAUCAGUCCUCUAG
Aspergillus alliaceus is the source of this 633-nucleotide messenger RNA. RefSeq lists its product as uncharacterized. The record is from RefSeq and is a predicted model, not a curated record. The coding region runs from base 1 to 633 and encodes 210 amino acids. The transcript has 2 exons. Lineage: Eukaryota; Fungi; Ascomycota; Eurotiomycetes; Eurotiales; Aspergillaceae.